Paramisgurnus dabryanus is the source of this 2897-nucleotide messenger RNA. RefSeq names its product protein SSUH2 homolog. NCBI's taxonomy places the organism in Eukaryota, Metazoa, Chordata, Actinopteri, Cypriniformes, Cobitidae. The record is from RefSeq and is a predicted model, not a curated record.
UCAGGUCGGGCAGUGCCGCACACGCAUAAUUCUAAGGAUGAGAGCACUAAGAAAGAGCAACAAGAAAGUUUCUAUCGGUCUCCAAUGCUGCUUGAACCUCAGAAGUAAAGAGACUUUUAAAAAGCUUGUCCAUAUCAACACCAUCAAUGACAAGGUAAGCUAAUGUUGCUAUGGUUACAAUCCAUAUACAUAAUAGAUUGCUAUGCUAUUCCUAUGCUAUCUACAGUUUUAUUACAAACAGCAACCUAAACUACAACAUAACAUUAAUGUAGACUUAAACAUGGUUAUCUAAAUAUAAUUUAGCACAUUUAAACAUCACUAUUUAAAGUUUUUACCAGCCUUUGUAUGGUAGCCUAUAUGCAUUGUUUGACAAAAAGCAGUGUUCCUCUGUUUGUCUUUGUUUUAUAUGUUAGUUAUAUUGUACUGAAAUGAGCUGUUUUCCUUGAGGCCUGAUCCUUUUUGAUAAGUUGAGUCAACCCAGUGCAUGCCAGGUUUGUGCUGUGAAUCUGAAUUAAAAGUGAAUUAAAGAAUAGAAAUGAAAAGAGGUUGCGUGUCUUGCCAUGUUAUUAGGCUAUAGAGACAGAGCGCGGUUAUGCAAAUUUGAAAACCACACCCACUGUCGUGGAAAACAAUCCAACUGUCUCCAUUGACUUUGUAUUGUGAGAGGCCGCCUCUUUGUCAUGUCUGGCUUAUAACAAAAAACAGAAUAAUGCCUAAAAGUUGCAUGUGUGACAAUAUGUACGGCUAUAUUAUACAAAUAGUUUCCACUGAACUAAUAAAUCCAACUUUAUUCAGUGUUAGCCCCGUAUUGCACAGUUUAUGACAAAUUUUCACAACACUUGUAUUCGUGUUCAUUUUGCUCAGUUCGUUGAAUCAGCCCAAAGGUCAUUGGUUUAAACCCAGUAAAUACACAUAAAAACUGUAGCCCCUGUAAUGCAUUGUAAAUUGUUUUGAAUAAAAGUAUUGUAUUACUUUAGUUGAUGCUAUAAGGAUAGUUUAACAUCUCACCCAUUUCCAGGGCAUUAUAUGACACUUCCCUCUGGACGUUUAUGUAAACUCGCACACGUCAGGACUUGUGUUAUUUUUAAUGAGGGUGACCCUGAUCUCCCACACUUUCCUUUCUCGUCCAAUCAGGCUCUCAAAUGUAAAUCAUAUAUUUCCUACAAUACUGUGUUGCAGUACAUAAAGCGCUUGUUGAGCACACGCUCCUCACCAGAGGAAAUCCUGAUAUUGGAUUUUUAAUCAACCGCAAUAUAUGAAUCCGUUGAAGUUUUCUUCUAUUUGAGAAAAGUGCUGUUCAAGACAAAAACAUGUCGGCCGCACCUACUGCACCCCCUACUAGCAUGUUCGACACAAUCCCAGGAUAUGAGGGGACCCUGGCCGGCGGUGGUGGUGGGUAUCUUCCACCUCCAAUGCCCACUGUACCCAUGCCUGUGCCCGAACAAGCGCCAACUCCCCAAGACUGGCACAUUCCCUCAAUCUCAGAAGACAAAGCUCGUGAAUCUCUACAAAAAUACGUCUCCAGCAAGUGUUGCUAUAGAUCUGCACCUGUUAAAGACGGGGUGAUUACCAGCAUGGAGACUUUUAAUACCUACAGGUAUCGUUUGGAGAGUUUCACAGAGUCCAGAUCAACUGAAUGGAGUCAGGAGCCUUUCACAGGGCAGGUUGUGGAUGCUGGUAAUCAACCUGCACCAUCGCCAUGGCAGAUUCCUACUAAUCCUCCAGCCUUCUUCAAUGACCAGACGCAGAACAUUAAAGUGCCUUAUACCUCCUCAGUCAAGAACUGUCACAAGUGUUUUGGAAUAGGAAGAGGUACCUGUAUCACAUGCUCUGGAGCUGGAAACAAAGUGUGUUGGUCGUGUAAUGGUUCUGGAUCUCGUCAGGCUCAUGACCGCUGCAUGACCUGCAGGGGCCGUGGUCGAACGAAAUGUAAUGCAUGUAAUGGCCACGGCACUCGUGAGUGUGAAACAUGUCAUGGGAAGAGACAGUUGCUCGUCUUCAUCAAUCUCACUGUUAAAUGGACCACUGAAAAAGAUGAUUUCGUAGCAGAACAAUCGAGUGGUCUGAGAGUGCAAAACCUUGAAAGUGUCUCAGGGAAGCAGCUGUUUCAAAAUGCCCAAUACAUGCUGUAUCCAAUUAUGGGUUUUCCUGAUGCUUCUGUCGCACAAGCUUCUGAACGUUUAGUAGGAGAGCAUCAGACAAAAUAUGCCCAAAACUCCCGAAUAUUACAACAGAGACAGACAAUAGAGCUCAUUCCCAUUACCAAAGUGAACUACAAGUGGAAAGGAAAAUCCUAUUUUUAUUUUGUGUAUGGAAAUGAGUUUCAAGUGAGCGUUGAUGAUUACCCAGCCACCUGCUGCUGCUCUGUGAUGUAACACAACAAAUAUCAUCUGAUAUAACCCUACACAUUUAUAUACACCCAAAAAUACAGUACACACAACCACUACUGUAUAUACAGCAACACUGAUUUAUUUCAUCUGAGUUUGUUUUUAAGCAGACUGUGUUUGUGUAUUCUGACUUGACAGUACAGACAUACAUUUGUGUUGCAUUUCAUUUCUUAUUUUCUUAUCACUGUUACUCAAAUGUUUAUAUACUGUAUAUGUUAUAUAUUCAUUCUGUUUUUUAGUUUUACUAAUAAAUCUAUUGUUUACCUUCACAAGGAUGCAUUUCCAAGAGUUGCAAUCUUGGUUUUAAACAUCACAGGUGUUGUAUAGCAGUACAUUUCAAAUGUUAUGUGUACUGGUAUGAAAACACCUGCUUAUCUGUAUCUAGUCAAACUGAGCAUUAAAACAACUAAGAUUCAUCAAAACUCUACUCAUUUUAAUGUUUCAUCACUUUAAUGUUCUUUUCCUCUAUCUCUGUACCUGCCUCGAGCUUGACUCGUUUUCCUAAGGAAG